Molecule: messenger RNA, 1419 nt
Organism: Dentiscutata erythropus
Lineage: Eukaryota; Fungi; Glomeromycota; Glomeromycetes; Diversisporales; Gigasporaceae
Source: the annotation of a GenBank genome assembly
AUGCUCGGUGCUACUUCAGGUUAUUCUUCAUUAUCUUGUAAAUAUUGUAGUGAACAUUUAAAAUAUUUCCCAGAUCCUCAAAAUGGUGCUACCACUAGCGAACCGCGUUCAAACACUCCAUGGACUAUGUCAAUCCGUCAAAAGACUUCAUAUUAUAAUCCAGGAGGGUAUCGUGUCUGGUUGUUCGCCCCCACUCUCACAGGAAUCUCAGCUAGAGAUUUUUAUAGUUUUUCUCAGACCUUCCCAAGGGUUAUGAUGACGACGAGCAAAUCUCGUUGUCCCGUUCAAUUGAAAACUUACAUGUCAGAUAUCGAUACUCAAAAUUUCUUAAUUCUGAUUAUCUGUAUUUUCGAAAAAAUGGUACCCACAGUUUUAAAACCGAAAACUAAAAAGGCUGUUAGCAAACCAAGCCGCAAAGGUAAAAAAGCCUGGAGAAAAAAUGUCGACAUAUCUGAAGUUGAAGAAGCUUUAGAAAAGAUAAGAGAUGAGGAAAUAACCUUAGGUGGUAAGAUUAGUGACAUAUCGACCGAAAAACUUUUUUCAAUAGAUGUAAAGGGAGAUUCUGAAGUUAAAAAAAAAGUCGACAAGAAAUCUGCCAAAUUACACAUUGAUCUGAUUUUAGAAAACCGCAGUAAGAUCCCUGAAGUGUUCUCAAAACCAAGGCCAAAUUACGGCAAAAAUCAUACUUCCAAAUACGCUAAAAUGAUGUUAGAAAAGCUUGCAAAAAAAAAAAAUCAAGUAGGCAAUAGCGCAAAUAAUAAUGAAUCUAGUGAGAUAGUUAUGAAAACAGGAGAGUAUGAUGUAUGGGCACAAGCAGAUGAUCAAUCAGAAGAUUUUUCGCAUUCAAUAUUGAAACAAAAAAUUAGGCCACCUCCCACCUUAAAUAUGAAACCUGCGGUUAAUACUCCCGCAGUUCAUCUACCGCAUAGUGGAUCAAGCUAUAUGCCAUCAUUUAAGGACCACCAGGAGCUCCUUAUGAUUGCGCAUGAGGAAGAAGUCGUCAAAUUAAAGAAAACGGAACGUAUUAAUUCUAAACUUCCAUGCCUCAUCGAACAACGAAAGGCGCAAAAAGAUUUGGUGAAAAAGUUGGAAAAACUCCCUGAAAUUAUCAAAACUGUUGAGAACGAAUGUGCUGAUCAUGAAAAGAAGAUGGUUGAACGGACGAAAUUGGCUGAAGAAGUGACAAAAAUGCCAAAGAAAAAAAUUGGCAAAUAUCGAGUCCGAAAAGCACCGAUUGAUGUAAAGCUCACGGAGGAUCUAGAAGGGACUCUAAGGCUUUUAAAGCCCGAAGGAAACCUCCUCCGCGAUCGAAUGAUUAGUUAUGAAGAGCGUAAUAUUAUCGAGCCAAGAGUACCUGUCAGUAAAAAACGAAAAUAUAAACUUAAAGAGUAUGUGAGAAACUCUUAUAAAAAUCCCUAG